AUGAGCUAUGAUUACACCCAUACCUGUGGACCUGUGGACCUGUGGACCUGUGGGCCUGUGGACUUGGCGUGUGUGGUCAUGGGGCGGAUUGACCCUGAUAGUCCUUUGCACAGUGAUUUUCAGAUCUUAAAAGAAAAAGACGGCGUGGGAGAUAUUUUGCCGAACUUACCUUUUAAGAAAGGGAAACUAAGUACGGACCUGUUUCACAUGAAACGUUCUCUGAGAUACUUUGAAGAGGAGUCCAAGGAUCUGGCCGACCGCCUGCAAUGUUCAUUGCAGCGUAAAGGAGAGUUAGAGCGGGCUCUCUCUGCUGUCAUCGCCACACAGAAGAACAAGGUGGACAGGUUCUCAAGCCGCAGUCAAGCACUUAUUGAGUGGCAGUUAGAGCAGUCCAUACAGGAGAAGGCACGGCUGAAAGCAAGCCUGACACAGUUGAAGGAGUCACUAAGAGAAGCCCAUCUGGAGAGGGAUGAGUAUGUUGAACAUCUAAAAGGAGAGAGGGCCCGGUGGCAGCACAGGAUGAGGAAAAUGUCACAGGAGGUUUGCACAUUGAAGAAGGAGAAGCAGCAUGAUACGCAUCGGGUAGAGAACCUGGAGAGGAGCUUGUCCAAACUCAACAACCGGAUGGCUAAACCCCUGCCCCCGGAGCCCCCAGCAGUGCCCCCUGAGGAGGAGCUGCAGCACCUGAGGAAGGAACUAGAGAGGGUGUCAGCAGAGCUCCAGGCCCACGUGGAAAACCAUCAACACGUAAGUCUCCUGAACCAGGCGCAAAAGGAGAAGCUUCGGGAGCAGGAGGAGACGCUUCAGCAGCUGGUCGAGCCACAGAGCAGCGUCGAGGAGCUGAACAACGAGAACAAGAGCGCACUGCAGUCGGAGCAGCAAGUGGAGGAGGUACAGGAGAAGCUGGAUGAGGAGCACCUGGAGGCUGCCAGGCAGCAGAAUCAGCAGCUGCAGGACCAACUGAGCCUCAUGGCUCUCCCUGGGGAAGGAGAUGGAAGACGACAUCUGGACAGUGAGGAGGAGGAGGGUCCUCGGCCUAUGCUGAGGGUCCCAGAGGACCUGGAGAGCUGGGAGGCCAUGAGCGGCUGUAUGGACCACCUGGAGAAGGCGGACCUGAGGGAGCAGGUGGAGAAACAAGAACUUUGAUUCAUCCAGUACUGGAGAGAGAGAUGCCAUCAGAACGUUCAUCACCUUGUAACAGAGCCAGGGGCUAGUGCCAAAGAUGCGGCAAUGGGAGGAGGACAUCAUCAGGCUGGCCCAGGACAGGGAGGAGAUGAAGGUGAAGCUGCUGGCGCUGCAGGAGAUGCUGUUGCAGCUUGUGGUGACUACAACAAGGGGCACCACAAAUUCCUGGCCACUGCCCAGAACCCUGCUGAUAAGCCCGGUCCAGGAGCCCCAGCCCCCCAGGAGCUUGGGGCUGCCGACAAGCAUGGUGAUCUUUGUGAGAUGAGCCUCACCGACAGCGAGGAGCCUGCACAAGCAGAGGCCACGGAGGGAUCUCCCCAGGACAACCAUUCUGCACAGCACGUGCAGGAGCACCAGGAGCACCCAGGCUUGGGCAGCAACCGCUCUGUGCCGUUCUUUUGCUGGGCUUGGCUGCAGAGAAGAAGGAGAUAAACAUCACCGUCAUCAAAGAGCUGCUCAAGACAUUUUUU
Molecule: messenger RNA, 1655 nt
Organism: Cercocebus atys (sooty mangabey)
Lineage: Eukaryota; Metazoa; Chordata; Mammalia; Primates; Cercopithecidae
Product: putative golgin subfamily A member 8D
Biological process (GO): Golgi organization; spindle assembly
Cellular component (GO): cis-Golgi network; Golgi cis cisterna; Golgi apparatus
Molecular function (GO): protein binding
Source: RefSeq, a predicted model, not a curated record